UAAUGUAAAAUGAUCUAGCUGGUUGGCCAAUAUAUGUCUGCAUCUAUUAUCUGCAUGCAUUUUACUCAAAAGUGUUUAAGGUUUUAGACGUCAGUAUGGAGAUUCUGCUGCUGCUUGCUUUUGUUUUGGUUUUUGCUUUCUUCUUUGAAUGGCUGUUGAGGCAAUUGAAAAUUGACGACUAUGAAUUGCGCUAUGUACUUAUUACCGGAUGCGAUACAGGUUUCGGACAUGAAUUAGCAAGAAAGCUUGACAAAUUAAACUUUAAUGUGUUUGCUUGUUGUUUGACAAAAACUGCUGUUGAAAACUUCAAUGCGACGAGUUCCAAGAAAUUGAAAGGUGUUGAAAUGGACGUCUCAAAGGAUGCUAGUAUUGAAAAGGCAAUGGAAAUAGUAAAGAGGGCAUUACCAGAUGGAAAAGGACUUUGGGCAGUUGUAAACAAUGCUGGUAUUUUGGGCGGAAUUGGAUCCAUUAAACUGCAUACAAGACAGGACUACGAAAACACAUUUGCUGUAAAUCUGUACGGCUGUAUAAUGGUAACAAAAGCAUGCAUGCCAUUAGUUUUGAAAGAAAGGGGGCGUUUUGUUAAUACAUCAAGUAUUGUUGGAAGAAUUGCAUUCUUAAGCUCGUCAUACGCCAUUUCCAAAUAUGGCAUAGAGGCCUUUUCUGAUGUACUUAGACGAGAUCUUUAUAGCACAGGGGUAAAAGUACAGAUUAUCGAGCCUGGAUUUUUCAUUACGCCAAUCUGGGGAUCUAGUAAGCAGUUGGCUGAAAACAAAGCAAAGGGUUUGGGUUUACCAGCCGAAGUCAGAUCGCAACUUCCUGAUGAUGCCUUAGCCCAACUCACAAGAGCAGGUGAUAUGCUCGCUAAAUUUGCGUCAACAAAGGUUCAUCUUGUUGUAGAUGCCUAUUUACAUGCCAUCACAUCUAAAUUCCCUAAAAAGAGAUACCUGGUUGGAAAUGAUGCAAAGUACAUACACCGGGUGAUGUGGAAUCUUCCGGAAUGCAUGAGCGAUUUCAUUAUAUACUGGCAAGGGGCUAACACGAUUUAGAAUCUUAGUACAUCUGGAACUAUAUAAACGAACUCACAUGAUUUUCAUAUUGUCUUUUCUCUAUGAUUCUGUAAAAUGUAAUCAGCAUAUAUUUUCUUAUAAACAAUAUUCAAAAAUAUGUAAAAAUGUUUACUUUAACAUACAUAAUGUUGUAACGCACUGAUCUGGUGACAGACAGUCGUAUGUGGAUUUUUAUUCGUUUUAGACCAUGGAAGCAACCGCCUUUCACCUCAGAAAUGAAAACAAUGCAUUUUUCCGUGUAGGACUAACCUUUCUAAUAGUUGUUGUGUGAUAUUCAGGUAGAUGCAUAGAUAUACUGGCAGAAAGAUGUUAGCAAAAUCUCGCUACCUUCAUAAUUUUAUUCAUCAAAGACUCGAAAACAAUUUCUCCCAUCUCUUAAUUAUUCAAGAUCCUUUUUAGUCACACAAUUUUUCUCGAAUAACCUUAUCACUGGCACGUACGGACACAUAAUAUUUAUGGAACUUUACUCGCAGCAACCAUUUACUGUUUUUCCAUUAUAAUAUGAACAGCAGUCUGUAAACGCGAUUUUAAGAAAAAGAAAAGAAUAGUUUUUUUAUUAAUAUACAUCAACCAGAGCUUUAUUCAACACAUAAUCAACUAACACAAAUAGCUAGCUAAGAGUAACCUUACUUCUUUUAGACCUUAGUCAUUCCCAUGCGACGUUAUUGACGUCACUAUCACUCCAGCUGUAAAACUUGUUGUUUUCUUCUAUAUCACGGUGGGGAAACCACGUGACUAAAUCGGAUAACGUGCACGCAAAAGUGCUAAAAAUAGGCCCGCUUCAGGUAUGUUUUCUCAUUAUAACUUUUUUGAUCCGCAAUUGUUUUAAACGAGGUAGCGUGCAUAAACCCCGCAAUAAAAAGCUCUUUCAGCGGAUAUAUGUAACUUGAUGAAACUCCCUCCCGUUUUUACGUAAGCCUUGCCCAACCGAUUCGAAAGAUAUAAAAUAUUUUGGUAACGAACACGUCUGUUCACAAGUUACACACCUAGCACAGAUUCUGCAGAGAAUUUUCGCUGAAAUGUAGGGUUUAAAAUUAAGGUUUUCAUUGUCCAAAGUCCUGUAUCAAAUAUUUAACAUGACUAUUCAGGAAUAUUGAAGAUAUUGUAGGACAAAGGGUGCGGUAACGUACACGUUGCGUUUUUUCAGGAGGUGACGGACACGUCAUUUUUCCCCAGAGGGUAAUGUACACGUCAAACACUAUUUAUCAUGCAUGUAGAACAUCUUUGUCUUUAAAUGACUGAAUUAUAAACAUUUUGAUAUUGUUAAAAAGAUGCAGAUGCUGAGAAUAGGCUGUUUUUCUUUCGGUAAGUUAGUAUAUACAGAAAUGCUACAGUGAAAAUGAGUAGCAGUUGGAAUUUUAUGGUCUAAACGUGUAUGUUAUUUUGACAAGUAGACAUUGUUAGCAAUUUCCAUUUUAAAUGUCGACUUUUUUUCUCCAAAUAUCAAAAGUCAAUUAUGUUUCUGGGAAUAAACCAUGUAGUUCUGUCUGUCAUCAGGGUUUAAUCAAAUCCAUAUGUUCAAAUCGUCAUGAUGACCCGUUGAACUGUAAACAUUUUUUAUAUUGUAUAUAACGCUAACUCGAACGAUAGCAUGUUUGAUAACCAUGAUUUUUCUUCAUUAAAACGUUACAAUACAGAAAAUAUUUUUGUAUUAUAUGACAGCAUGCACUUAAUUUGUAUCACUGACAACCUUUGUGAGUUCAGUCAUGCAUGGGACAAUAACAAUCAACCAAUAAUAUAAACACGCUGUCGUUUAAAUUAUCGUGCGGGAGUAAUAUGUUAUUCUUUCUGUAGGUUAGUGACAGUUUGUUGGUCAGCUAGUUAUUCAUUUAGAGCUCCUUACUGAAACAACAUAUCAGUAUUGACCUAAAGUUUGCAUAUCUAAGGACUAUAGCCAUUCCAUGAUGGAUUAAAUUAUAAAUGCUGACAUAUUCUGAUAAUAUAAAUCUAUAAAUGCGCCAAUUACAUCCAAAGCUUUAAAAUAACAGCCUCGGUUAAGUUUAGGUUGUUCAUUCACAAAUUCAAACACCUUAUAUAUUUUGAUAAUGAUUUCAUUAUUAUAUAAUUUAUUGUACAGGUAUAAACAUUAACGAGAUUAUAAUUAACUAUUAAACUAAAGUAAUCUAUAUUGGAUUGCGACUUUACAUUUGCCAUUUUAAAGUUAGAAAAUGUCGUAAAACAUGUGAGUUUUUUUUUUAAACAAGUACAGAUGACUUAGAUAGCUUUGUGUCGCCUGCUACAAAGUAGCUGCGACAUAUAGGGAACACUUUUCCGUCGUCUGUCUGUCUGUCCGUCUGGCGACUGACUGGCGUCCGUCACGUUUCUUGUCCGGAGCAUAACUCAAGAAGUAAUAAUGAUGCUAAUUUGUUACUUCACACAAUGAUCGAUCACAGAGAGAGGAUGUGCAGUACCGAAGAACCAUAACUCUAAGUGGUCCCAUUUUUUCAAUUAUCUCCACUUAUCCUUAUAAAAAAGACUUGUCGAGAGCCCAAGUCAAAAACUAUUUGAAGAAUUGACUUGAUACUUUACACAUUGACAGAGGAAGUGCAGUGUGAUGGUCACAUUUUUUAAUAAUCUCCCUUUAUCGUUAUAUAGAAAGCUUGUCUGAAACCCAAGCCAAAAUUAUAUAAAGGAUUGACUUGUAAUGAUACUUUGCACAUAAAUAGAGGUCAGAUGAAAGGAAGUACAGUGUCAAAGAACCAUAACUCUAACUGACCUUAUUUUUGAAUAACCUCCCUUUAUGUAUGAAAAAACUUGUCUGGAGCCAAUGUCAAAACCAUACAAAGGAUUGUCUUGAUACUUGAUACAUUGAUAGAGGUCAGUGAAGCAAAGUGCAAUGUCAAAGAACCAUCACUUCAGCUGACCCCAUUUUUAAUCACCUCUCUUUAUGCAUGAAAAGGAAAAGCAAGAAGCUUGACUGAAGCCCAAGCCAAAAACUAUAUGAAGGAUUGAUUUGAUACUUUGCACAUUAAUACAGGUCAAUGAAAGGAAGUGCAGUGAUAAGGAAUCAUAACUCUUACUGACAUCAUUUUUUAAUUACCUCCCUGUAUAUAUAAGAAACUUGUCUGGACUCCAAGUAAGAACAAUAUAAAGGAUUGACUUGAUACUUAAUAGAGGUCAUUCUUCUUCUCUUAUGUGUACUACUCUAGCAUUCGUCCCAAGCAGACGACACGUGCGAUCUUGCUAUUCAUACUGAAGCGCAAUAAUUUUUGGACAAUAAAUUUACACUGCGGCUAUAAGUUCUAUUACGCUGACUUUUAUUGGACAUGAUAUACAAAAUACAAACAUGUCAAAAAGAAAAGUAACAAAUUUUUUCUGUUGUUGUUUUCAGACAAUGAGUCGUCCAAAAAAGUUUUUCCCAAAACAGGUGUAGGGACACGCUCCACUAUGUCUCUUCUCGUGCGCCUUUAAAUUACUUUUUUCUCCGAAAAGACAUUCCGCACUCCUCGCACAUAUAUUCAUUGUUCAUGCUAUAAAUAGAUAAUAGUUUUACUGCUGUUACUCUCGGUGCAACAAUGAUACCUAUAUACGUAUUUAAUACUUCUUUUUGUUUGUAGGGGCCUCCGUGGCCGAGUGGUUAGAGUCGUUGACUUCAAACCAUUUGCCCCUCAUCGAUGUGGGUUCGAAACCUCAUUUGGGGCGUAGAAUUCUUCACGUGAGGAAGCCAUCCAGCUGGCUUGCGGAAGGUCGGUGGUUCUACCCAGGUGCCCGCUCGUGAUGAAAUAGUGCACGGAGGGGCACCUGGGGUCUUCCUCCACCAUUAAAGCUGGAAAGUCGCCAUGUGACCUAAAAUUGUGUCGGUGCGACGUUAAACCCAACAAAAUAAAUAAAAUAAAAUCUUUUUGUUUGUCUUUGAUUUACGUCCUCUUUCAAAAGUCAGAAUCAUAUGGUGCGGACAACUAACUGGAAAGGCCAAGUACUAGGCUUCCAUCCCCCGUAAGCAACUGUCAACUUUUUCACUCAAAGAUACAUGGUCGGUUGCGCAUAUGAUGGAUUUAGAGCAAAAUAAUUUUAAAAUUUUAUCAUUUGACCUAUUUAUGUAUAGAUAUACAAGAACGUUUAAAGAGCAGUAAACGUGUCAUUAUUUCCAAGUUAGGAUGAGGACUGACGCUACUCAUUUUCACUGUAGCAUUUCUGUAUAUACUAACCUACCGAAAGAAAAACAGCCUAUUCCCAGCA
Molecule: messenger RNA, 5249 nt
Organism: Mercenaria mercenaria
Lineage: Eukaryota; Metazoa; Mollusca; Bivalvia; Venerida; Veneridae
Product: 17-beta-hydroxysteroid dehydrogenase type 6-like
Exons: 5
Coding region: 96-1049 (317 amino acids)
Molecular function (GO): oxidoreductase activity
Source: RefSeq, a predicted model, not a curated record